AUGAAGGGUCCAAUUAAGAGCUUCUGCUUUCUGGCCUUUCUUCUAACAACCAUUGCUGCGUUUGGUGGAAGUGCUUAUGGGGUAGGGGAAUGUGGCAAAAUCACAACUGAGAGGGCAGGCUGGAAGCUGGAUCCAUGCAUAGCUGCAUCAAAGAACAAGAACGUGAAGGUUUCGAUCAAGUGCUGCGCGCAGUUGAGAAAUAUGAUCAGAAAUCCGAGAUGUCUUUGUGCCAUUGCUCUUUCUCAAAAUGCCCAGCAAAGUGGAGCCACCCCAGAAAUUGCUCUCACCAUAGCCCAACGUUGCAACAUUCCAAACCGUGUAAAGGGUUACAAGUGUGGAGAUCAGUGA
This is a messenger RNA of Prunus avium (sweet cherry), 348 nucleotides long. The record is from RefSeq and is a predicted model, not a curated record. NCBI's taxonomy places the organism in Eukaryota, Viridiplantae, Streptophyta, Magnoliopsida, Rosales, Rosaceae.